AAGAUGGCGACGGCCGAGAAGCAGAAACACGACGGGCGGGUGAAGAUCGGCCACUACAUCCUAGGGGACACGCUGGGCGUCGGCACGUUCGGCAAAGUGAAGGUUGGCAAACAUGAAUUGACUGGGCAUAAAGUUGCUGUGAAGAUACUCAAUCGACAGAAGAUUCGAAGCCUUGAUGUGGUAGGAAAAAUCCGCAGAGAAAUUCAGAACCUCAAGCUUUUCAGACAUCCUCAUAUAAUUAAACUGUACCAGGUCAUCAGUACACCAUCUGAUAUUUUCAUGGUGAUGGAAUAUGUCUCAGGAGGAGAGCUAUUUGAUUAUAUCUGUAAAAAUGGAAGGUUGGAUGAGAAAGAAAGUCGACGUCUGUUCCAGCAAAUCCUUUCCGGCGUGGAUUACUGUCACAGGCAUAUGGUGGUCCAUAGAGAUUUGAAACCUGAAAAUGUCCUGCUUGAUGCGCACAUGAAUGCUAAGAUAGCUGAUUUUGGUCUUUCAAAUAUGAUGUCAGAUGGUGAAUUUUUAAGGACAAGUUGUGGCUCACCCAACUAUGCUGCACCAGAAGUAAUUUCAGGAAGAUUAUAUGCAGGCCCAGAGGUAGAUAUAUGGAGCAGUGGAGUUAUUCUGUAUGCUUUAUUAUGCGGAACCCUUCCAUUUGAUGAUGAUCAUGUGCCAACUCUUUUUAAGAAGAUAUGUGAUGGGAUUUUUUAUACCCCUCAGUAUUUAAAUCUUUCUGUGAUUAGCCUUCUGAAACAUAUGCUGCAAGUAGAUCCCAUGAAGAGGGCCACAAUAAAAGAUAUCAGGGAACAUGAAUGGUUUAAACAGGACCUUCCAAAAUACCUCUUUCCUGAGGAUCCAUCAUAUAGUUCAACCAUGAUUGAUGAUGAAGCCUUAAAAGAAGUGUGUGAAAAAUUUGAAUGUUCAGAAGAAGAGGUUCUCAGCUGCCUUUAUAAUAGAAAUCACCAGGACCCUCUGGCAGUUGCCUACCACCUCAUAAUAGAUAACAGGAGAAUAAUGAAUGAAGCCAAAGAUUUCUACUUGGCAACAAGCCCACCUGAUUCAUUUCUUGAUGAUCACCAUUUGAGUCGCCCCCAUCCUGAAAGAGUGCCAUUCUUGGUUGCUGAAAUGCCAAGAACACGGCAUACCCUUGAUGAAUUAAAUCCACAGAAAUCCAAGCACCAAGGGGUAAGGAAAGCGAAGUGGCAUCUGGGAAUCAGAAGCCAGAGCCGGCCAAAUGACAUCAUGGCAGAAGUAUGCCGAGCAAUUAAACAACUGGAUUAUGAAUGGAAGGUUGUAAACCCGUAUUAUUUGCGUGUGCGAAGGAAGAAUCCUGUGACGAGCACAUAUUCCAAAAUGAGUCUACAGUUAUACCAAGUGGAUAGUAGAACUUACUUACUGGACUUCCGUAGUAUUGAUGAUGAAAUUACAGAAGCCAAAUCAGGGACUGCUACUCCACAGAGAUCGGGAUCAAUCAGUAACUAUCGAUCUUGCCAAAGGAGUGACUCAGAUGCUGAGGCUCAAGCAAAAUCCUCAGAAGUUUCUCUUACCUCAUCUGUAACUUCACUCGAUUCUUCUCCUGUUGACUUAACUCCAAGGCCUGGAAGUCAUACAAUAGAGUUCUUUGAAAUGUGUGCAAAUCUAAUUAAAAUUCUCGCACAGUAAACCUGAAACUUUGCUUAUUUCUUUGAUAGCAAUAAGCAUGCAUAAUAAAUAAUAGCCAAAUGCUUACAUGUAUAAUCAAGUUAUAGAUAUAUACAUAAUUAUAACUGUGGAUUGGCCUUUUGGAAUGCAAUUUGCACAAGAAUUGGAAUAUGAUUAAUUAAAAACCUAAUGUGCAGAAGUAAAUUAAUUUGUUAUUGUUCAAUGGGCAUAUAGCAUAAUGUAAACACAAUGAAUUAGCUCUCUCAGGCUCUCUUGAUUUUCAGCUAUUUUAUAAUUAGUGUAUACAGGGCUUUGUAGAAUAUUAAUUUACCAUAAAGGCCUUCAUAUAUGUUGAUGUGUUCUAUUUUUGCUUUGUAACUUUAUUCAGUGGAUAUUUGCCUGGAAUUCCUAUAGACCUUUAUAGGUGAUACUGUCUUCUGGGCUCCUUAAGUCAAAUGGCUAGUGUUUUCCAAUAGUAGUAGCAGUCUGGAUAACUUCAUGUCCUCCUCUUAAAAUUCUGUACUAUAUGAUAAGUUGUGUCAGGUAUUAGACUUUAUUUAAAAUCUCCACACUAAGUUUAUAAUUGGUCCCCAUACUCUUAUAAAGUGAUCUGUUUCAAGAGCUGAGUUGCAUAUAAUGUAUAUAAACCAUGUGUUUGCAAUUUUACAAAUUUUGGCUCAUGAUGUCAGCCAGUACUGAAUGUAUGCAAACAUCUCUAGUCAUUUGAUGAUGGACAUUUUACACUGAUUCAGUGCAUAGAAAGAAAUGUGUUACCAACGUUGAAUGCUUAGCUGGAUCCCCUCCACCCCCAAACUUUUUAUGAAGAAAAAUUGAAAGACUGUAGAGUAGUGCUAUAUAUCUAGAUUAGAUUUCUUUAACAUUUUGCCAUAUUUUCUUCAUAGACCCAGAUAUAUAAAGUUAUAGUUAAGCAUAUAUAUUUGUUUAUAUGCUUUUUUCUGAACUACUUGGAUGUUAUAGACACAUUUAUCCUCCUUAACUAAAGUGUCUUCUAAAAAUGAGCCUCCUAAGAAAACUAACGUAAGUUCAUUUAAGUUUAGUAACUUCCUACUGUCUGAUUUUCAUUCCAUAUUUGGAGGUCCCCCAUUUAUCAUUCAAGUUGCUUUUAUAGCUGAUUAUUUCUAACCAGGAUCCAAUUAAAGUUUACACAUUGGAUUUUGUUAAAUCAACUUAGUCACAUAUAACGUUAAUAUUUUGGUGAAAUGUAGAACAAAUCAAAGUUCUUCUGAGUGGCCAAAUUUGUUUUGUGUUUUAAUUAUUUUAAAAAGUUAGCAUUAUGGGAACUGUCUGAAGAUGUUUAAGAUCUCUUACAUACAUAUUUUUUUUUACUCAGUAAUCACAUAAGUGUAAGUGAAAAUUUGAAAGUCACCUAAAAUUGAUAUCAUGUGUAUGCUGACAAAUAUUUUACUGUCCACAUUUGCCUAAUAUUAUUUUUAUUAUUUUUUGACAUAGGGGCUCACUAUGUAGUUCAGGCUGGCCUUGAACUCACUAUGUAGUACA
Molecule: messenger RNA, 3153 nt
Organism: Octodon degus (degu)
Lineage: Eukaryota; Metazoa; Chordata; Mammalia; Rodentia; Octodontidae
Gene: Prkaa1
Product: protein kinase AMP-activated catalytic subunit alpha 1
Exons: 9
Coding region: 4-1656 (550 amino acids)
Biological process (GO): protein phosphorylation; intracellular signal transduction
Cellular component (GO): cytoplasm
Molecular function (GO): AMP-activated protein kinase activity; ATP binding
Source: RefSeq, a predicted model, not a curated record